Hyphopichia burtonii NRRL Y-1933 is the source of this 1280-nucleotide messenger RNA. Its product is annotated as glycosylphosphatidylinositol-alpha 1,4 mannosyltransferase I. Bases 8 to 1219 code for a protein of 403 amino acids. Gene Ontology annotation, biological process: GPI anchor biosynthetic process. Gene Ontology annotation, molecular function: GPI mannosyltransferase activity; alpha-1,4-mannosyltransferase activity. The record is from RefSeq and is a predicted model, not a curated record. Gene Ontology annotation, cellular component: membrane; glycosylphosphatidylinositol-mannosyltransferase I complex. The transcript has a single exon. Lineage: Eukaryota; Fungi; Ascomycota; Pichiomycetes; Serinales; Debaryomycetaceae.
CUGAAGAAUGUCACGUUCUAGCAUUUAUCUAAUCGUUGCAUCGAUAUUAGUUCGAAUAGGUUUUUUCCUAUUUGGAUUAUACCAGGAUAAGUACAUGAAUGUUAAGUACACCGAUAUUGAUUACGUUGUCUUUUCGGAUGCUUCUCAUUAUGUCUACCAAGGACUAUCGCCAUAUACUAGAGAAACGUAUAGAUAUACUCCUUUGUUAUCAUGGUUUUUGGUACCGAAUGAAUGGUGGCCGAGUUUCGGUAAGUUUUUGUUUAUUUUGAGUGAUAUAAUUACUGGGGUUUUAAUAGUUAAGUUAUUGCAAAAAAGUUCCAAGUUGACUGAACGGAAAUUACUAAUUUUAUCAUCGAUAUGGCUACUCAAUCCAAUGGUUAUCACUAUAAGUACCAGAGGGUCUUCUGAAAGUGUUUUAACUGUGUUUAUCAUGUUAAGUAUAUACUUUCUUUCAUUGAAGAAGAUGGCACUUUCAGCCAUUUUUUUGGGUAUUUCGAUUCAUUUUAAAAUAUACCCUAUAAUAUAUUUACCUAGUAUUUUACUAUACUUGAGUGGAUCUGGGCCAUCGAUCGUCAACUUGCCGUUGGUUAAAUUAAUCAACUAUACAAAUUUAAAGUAUUUAUUGGUUGUCCUUGUAACCUUGGGUAUUUUCAAUGGGACCAUGUAUCACAUAUAUGGCUAUGAAUUCUUAUACCAUUCAUACUUAUACCAUUUAACUAGACUUGACCACAGACACAAUUUCUCCAUCUACAAUAUCUGUUUAUAUUAUAAAUCGGCACAACCGUAUAUGGAUACUUACCACGAAGGAAUUAGAAAUAUAGAAAAACUAGCAUUCAUCCCCCAGUUAUUAAUUUCAUCAGUUUUACUCCCAUUAUUUUUCGCCAGAAGAAAUUUGAUAAAUUGCUUCUUCUUGCAAACAUUUGCAUUUGUACUAUUCAACAAGGUGGUCACCUCUCAAUAUUUCAUCUGGUUUAUAAUCUUCUUACCCAAUUUUUUGUUGGAUACAAGACUUAUGAACUUGAAAGGAAUUUGGUUAUUGACUUUAUGGAUUUUGAGUCAAGCUUGCUGGUUGUUUUUUGCCUACAAAUUAGAGUUCCUAGGUGAAAGCACUUUCAAUGGAGGCUUAUUCUACUCUUCCAUUGGCUUCUACCUUUCCAACUGUUAUAUCUUGGGAGAAUUCAUCGAGGACGUCAAGCACAAGUCCAACGACGUUGUAUAGUUUUUGCAGUAAUACACAGAACAUCCGUACAUUUCUUACCUUUAAAUUUUUCAGUUGUUAA